Letharia columbiana is the source of this 1590-nucleotide messenger RNA. RefSeq lists its product as uncharacterized. The transcript is spliced from 3 exons. NCBI's taxonomy places the organism in Eukaryota, Fungi, Ascomycota, Lecanoromycetes, Lecanorales, Parmeliaceae. Bases 1 to 1590 code for a protein of 529 amino acids. The record is from RefSeq and is a predicted model, not a curated record.
AUGGUCUCUGCACCCAAAAAUCACGACGAUGGCUAUCAGUUUCCUUUUCUCAACCUCCCAUCAGAGGUACGGCAUUGCGUCUACCGCUUCGUCAUGCCUUACACCAUCCGUCCUCGCCAAUUUCCAUUAGAGAUGAUCUUCGAAGCUAAAGACGUGCAAAAGCCCCCAAUCGCCCUCUUCCUCAUCAACAAACAGGUCCAUGAAGAGAUUUCCUACGUCCUUUAUCGAUACAGUCAUUUUCUCAUCUCGAUCAACCCCGGCAGAGUUACUUGCGUGGCCCUCGAGUCCUCAAUCAUCUGGGAACUAGAUCAGACGGAACGUAUGUCUGUGAGAAUGGCAAGCAGCAUCAGACAUAUCGAUAUUGACCUUGUAUGGGGGGAACGGCGGAGCAUUACCUCUGCUAUGGCGAUGAGUAUGCGCUUGGUCCCGCUUCUGGAGUACGUUUGUGAGCACCUGAGGGCUUUCCAAUGUCUGCAGACUCUCACGGUUAGAUGGAACAAGGGCGGAAUAUUGAAGUCUAGGCCCAGGGUUGAUCUGGCAACCUUCAUACUGGAACCUCUAGAACAGCUGCAGGCGGAUUUACCCGGUGUGCAGAUCACUGUUGAAGCUACACAGCAACCGAGCAAUAGUGAAACUGGAGACAACCCUGAUGACUUGGAAGCCUAUGUCAAACUGCAGGACUACUUGUCAGAGCUCAGGAGAAAUGGGAAGCAUCCCAAUAUGAUGACAGAGAGAAGCUUCGACAUCACCCGCAGCGGCCGCUACACCAUCGCCAACUGCGGCAACCGUGACGCGGCAGGUCUCGUCAACCUCCUCGAAACCCUCUGGGCAAUCCUACAACCCUCGAUCCGGGACUCCUCCCUCCCCAUCAGUUCCCCUAGCCCAGCCUUCCGCACCUUCUUCCACUCCGCAACCAACGCCCCGUACGUGAGACAGCUCCUUACGAACGUGACCACCGGCGUCUCUCUCUACCCACCCGAGCAACCUUUCCAUCAGACAGGCUCGCCGCUUUUCAUCUGCGCGACAGGCGUCGGGCAAAUCGUCGGCAAGCGCGGCGGGAUAGACUACUAUUACCAAUGCCUGCUGGAUCCCUACAAUAAUUUUAUCGCAAUCGGCGGCACGCCUUACAUCGUCGUAUGCCCCUAUCUCUUCUCGAGCGGGGUCCCGGACUCGCCCCCAGCGGACACUUGCCUGACGGUCAAUACUUCCAUCAAUCGAUUCCGGGGCAUGGGGCUGGACUUUGCGAAGUUCAAGGUCUGGGCUCUGUUGGAGGGCAUACUAAGGUAUUACAUUUACGCCACGACGGGAUCUUCGGGCAUCUUUGCGACGGAUGUGAAUAAAUGCGUGAGGUUGGGGUCAAGGCAGAUGGUCGAGAACCCGAGUAAUUAUGUUUACUAUACUGCUAGUAUCUACGGCCAAUGUCGAGAUUUCCCAGACCUCUCGGAGCCAAGGCGUAGACCACUAGAGAAUACAACGUUACCAGAUCCAAUCCACGCUGAUGAUGAACGUCCAAAUACGACGAGCUCUACUGUUUUUGCUGUCUCUGGUCAGGCUAUAGUGGUGGACCCGUCGGGUAGCAUGGACAUAUAG